Spirodela intermedia is the source of this 1238-nucleotide messenger RNA. The record is from the annotation of a GenBank genome assembly. Lineage: Eukaryota; Viridiplantae; Streptophyta; Magnoliopsida; Alismatales; Araceae.
AUGGCCACAGUGAAAGAGGUGGUAGAAGAAGAAGAGAGGAAGAGCUACUGGGGCGUGAUGGGGGCGAGGGAGUGCGACUUCUGCAGGGGGUCGCCGGCGAUGCUCUUCUGCCGGGCCGACGCUGCCUUCCUGUGCGGCGGCUGCGACGCCAAAGUCCACGGGGCCAACAAGCUCGCCUCCCGCCAUGCCCGCGUCUGGCUCUGCGAGGUCUGCGAGCAGGCCCCCGCCGCCGUCACCUGCAAAGCCGACGCCGCCGCCCUCUGCGUCUCCUGCGACGCCGACAUCCACUCCGCCAACCCCCUCGCCCGCCGCCACCACCGCAUCCCCGUCGCCCCCUUCUACGACACCCCCGCCGCCGCUGCCCUCCUCAACCCGGCCAACUCACCGGCGGCGGCGGCGGAGCUCCCCCUCCUCAGGCCCUCCUCCUCCUCCCUCUCCGACGACGAUGACGACGAUAACCUGUCCGAGGAGGCAGAGGCCGCCUCAUGGCUCCUCCCCGACCCCGAGCCUCCCGCUUCGGAGGAGGACCACCAUCUCCAUCAUCUCCAUCACAAGCAGAAGGUGGAGGAGGUGGAGGAGGUGGAGGAGGAAGAGCUCAAGACCACCGACUACUUGUCGGAGGAAUACCCUUAUCUCGACCUGGAGUACCCGAGCAGCGUGGACGCCGCCAUGGACAGCGUAGUCCCGGAGCAGAUGCCGGCGGCGGGGUUGGUCGCCGGCCAUCCUGCAGCGUUCAUCUCCCCCGACGGCGGAAUCGACUUCGACUUCGGGAUGUCCAAGCCUCAACUCCAUGGGAUCUACCCUUCCGCCUCCUGCGUCAGUCACAGUGUAAGUACCACAUCGGUGGCUAGUUAAGUUGACCUCUCCCCGCUCUUCUAAUUCUCGCAUGCUCAGCCUAUUGAUCUCGGUGGUUUGAUCUUCCGCAGUUCUCCUCGUCGGAGGUGGGCGUGGUGCCGGAUGCCGGCGCCGGUGCGGACGUGACGAACCCGUACGGGGGGAGGGUAGACAGAGAGGCGAGGCUGAUGAGAUACAGGGAGAAGAGGAAGAACAGGAGGUUCGAGAAAACGAUCCGCUAUGCUUCCAGGAAGGCGUAUGCGGAGACGAGACCACGGAUCAAGGGGAGGUUCGCCAAGCGAGGGGAGAGGGAAAGCAACGUCGCCGGGAUCUACUCCUCCGGCGAUCCCCCCGCCGCCGCCUUCAUGGUUGACCCCGGGUAUGGCGUCGUUCCCUCCCUCUGA